AUGGCCUUUGGGUGGAGCGAAGCAGCCGAGGAGGGCGUCGAGGUGUCGUGGAGCGGGGCUCUGUGUGUGGUGACGGGCAAGGAGGUGCGCAAGGUCGACGAUACGCGAUCUGGGGCAGAAAAGGCUCUGACUCAGCUACUCUCAUUCUUCUCGCUGAUGGUCAACGGGGUCCGCGCGGUGUGGGGCUCGUACGCCCCGUUCUUUGACGUCGUUUAUGCUCCGCCAGGCUCGGCCACUGCCGACGUCGAGGCCACGGCGAUGCUCUCGGCCGUGGCCGUCUCGUUCUCGUCCGAGGACGCUGCUGCCGAAGCUGCUGCAGACUAUGUGGUCGGCCGCGAGUACCGGUGCUGGAUCGAUGACGCCGAGCUGCAUCACGUGGUCAUGAUCAACGACCGCCCGCCAUCGGCUUGGGUCCGCUCGCUCGGCUGCUUCCGCGCGUUCUUUGUUGUUGUUCUCCCGGUCUACGCCUGCCUCGAGCUGGCGGUGUACAUGGCGGCGCCUGUUCACGACCUGCGGCACGAUACGGCAGCCAAGGUGACAUGA
This is a messenger RNA of Thecamonas trahens ATCC 50062, 543 nucleotides long. RefSeq lists its product as uncharacterized. The transcript has a single exon. Bases 1 to 543 code for a protein of 180 amino acids. The record is from RefSeq and is a predicted model, not a curated record. Lineage: Eukaryota; Apusomonadida; Apusomonadidae.